This is a messenger RNA of Aspergillus mulundensis, 1632 nucleotides long. RefSeq lists its product as uncharacterized. Gene Ontology annotation, biological process: amino acid transmembrane transport. Gene Ontology annotation, cellular component: membrane. NCBI's taxonomy places the organism in Eukaryota, Fungi, Ascomycota, Eurotiomycetes, Eurotiales, Aspergillaceae. The record is from RefSeq and is a predicted model, not a curated record. Gene Ontology annotation, molecular function: amino acid transmembrane transporter activity. The coding region runs from base 1 to 1632 and encodes 543 amino acids. The transcript has 7 exons.
AUGAGUGACGAGAAGAAGUCUCCAGGCGCUUCUCUUGAAGGGAAAACAAACCUAGAGCCGACGGUCAGUCUCGAUGUAGGCCAGACCGAGAACCAUGGGGACCUACACCGGUCCUUCAGCCCUAGACAGGUCCAUGUCAUCUCGCUAGGCUCUAACAUCGGAAGUGGACUGUUCAUUGGUACGGGCAAGGCGUUGGCUAAUGGAGGACCAGCAAACAUGAUUCUCGCGUACUUUAUAGUCUGCGUCGGCGUCUGGGCUCAUCUCCAAACAUUUGCCGAGAUGACUAUUGCAUUUCCAACGUCAGGAAGCUACAUCGACUAUGCUGACCGAUGGGUUGACCCAGCUCUGGCUUUCGGCGCCGGUUUAGCUGAGUGGUUGGGGUGGACGGCCGUGUUUGCAUCAGAGGGUACCUUUUUUGUCGUGCUUGUCGACUACUGGGCCGAGGGUGCUGUUCCAGAGGCCGCUAUACUAUCCAUUUUCGUUGUGAUAUGCUUGGCGGUGUUUUUUAUGCCAAACACCUACUUUGCCUGGCUCCAAUAUAUUGGAUCCAUGGUCAAGGUAUUUCUUUUCGUCUUCAUUGUUAUCAUCGCCCUAGCCGUCAUUGGGGGUGCAGGACCAAAUGGUUCAGUCAAAGACGGCAGCACCUGGACGGACCUCCCAGCAUUCAAGAAUGGCUUCGGAGGUUUUGCUAGUGCAGCUCUUCUCGCUGUGUGGGCCGUCGGCGAUCAGAUCUACGUUGGCGUAUUGGCCGGAGAGGCACGAUCACCGCGAUACUCCAUGGCCCAUGCAGCUAAUGUGGUUCCAUGGCGCGUGGGCGUCAUGUAUAUGACCUUGGUGACCUUUAUCUCGGUGAUUGUGCCAUCGUCGGAUAGCCGACUACUCGGUGGCUCCGGCUCAGCUGCGUCUCCGUUUGUGAUUGCUGUCAGCAACUCUGGCAUCAGAGGUGUUCCCGACCUGAUAAACGCCUGCAUGAUCAUUGGGAUCCUAGCCAUAGCGCUGGAGUGCAUCUAUCUGCCCUCUCGCAUCCUGAGAACCAUGGCCCUACAAAAGCUCGUCCCAUCGGUUAUUGCAGAUGUCGAUGACAAGGGCCGGCCACGCUGGGCGCUGCUGAUUACUGGCGUGGUCGGAGCUGUCUUGACAUACAUCAGUUUAGGCGGCAAGGGAAUCGAGGUCCUCAAUUGGUUCAUUGCAAUUACCAGCGCAUCCCUAUUCAUCAACUUUGCCAUAGUAGCAUAUACCAACUUCCGCUUCCGUGCAGCCGUCAAAGCACAGAACGCGACUUUCUUUACGGAGACAUACAACUGGCAGUCGCCUUUUUGGCCGCUUACGCCCAUCAUGGUCUUCGUUAUAUCCGCGCUGCUCCUCGUCUGCCUUUUGUACAGCAGUAUUAAGCCACUGGACGACGCUCCCUUCACGAUAUACAAUUUCUUCUCCAACAUCCUUGGCAUCCUGGUCAUCGUGGUGCCGACAGUCUUGUACAAAGUAAUCCUGCGGACGAAAUGGCGGGAUCCGAAGACCGCGGAUCUAGUGACUGGAAGGCGACAGUUAGUUGCAGAAGAGAUCUUGCUCCUGGAUGAGCAUUAUAGCCGACCGCUUUGGAGGAGGGUUGCGACAUAUGCGAAGCUUUGGUAG